Orbicella faveolata is the source of this 2802-nucleotide messenger RNA. RefSeq lists its product as uncharacterized. Lineage: Eukaryota; Metazoa; Cnidaria; Anthozoa; Scleractinia; Merulinidae. The record is from RefSeq and is a predicted model, not a curated record.
AUGUAUCAAAACGGAGAGAAUCUCCGUUCAAAUGAUGUCGGUGACGAGAAAACUGACAAGAUUGAGGCAGAAUCGAAGAAGAAAUCUUUGUGGCCUGAGAAGGUGACCUUGCCAAGCAUUCAAGCAACAGUGAUUCAAGCGCUGCCGAGCGUUCAGCAAGCACUUCCAAGCCUGCAGCCGGCAGAGAAGCUAAAUCUACCAAAAAUUCAGUCGUCGGAGAGAAAAGCGCCACCCAGGCCUAGCUCUGCAGUGAAGCGAACUCUACCGAGUAUUCCAACCAUCGGGGAAUUAAGUCUACCCAGCAUCCAAGCAAACGCUGCUACUUCAAUGACACACAUGCUGUCGAUUCUUCCAACGAUUGAAGAGAAGGCUAAACCGAGUGCUCCAAAGCCCGAGCUGAAAGGGCGACCAACGGUUAAAUCGGCAGUGAGACGAAUACUGCCUGACAUUCCUCCACUAGAGGAUCUCACUCUGCCGAGUAUUGAACCGACCGUAGUUAUAGUGCAGCCAAACGUUCGGUCGCGUCGGAGACGCCUACUUCCGAUCCUUCCAACAAUCAUAGAACAGACGUCGCCAAUACCCUCAGAAGAGGACGCAACCAAGGAAGGUGUUCACUCCAUGAUAAACGGUGCGUCUCAAGGUCCUGAGGCGAAAGAAAAAGACAGCUCUUCAUCCAGUGCUCCGUCGGUUGCGGAACGAGCGCAAACAAGCCUUCAAUCAGCAGAGAAGGAAACGCUCCCAUGCGGGAUGGAGGAAUUGCAGAAGCCGAAGAAGAAGGCUUCAAAAAAAGGCUCAAAAAGACCUCGGAAACUUUCGAAAGGGACCCAGACAAUGUUGCAAUCAGCAGAGGAAAAAGUGAUGCCGAGUCUUAAACCGAUAAAGGAUAAACCUCCGGAGAACUUUGGAACAACAGUGGAGCAUCCUCUUCAGACAGCUCCGACAGCGACGAGUUCUAAGGAGAAUCAGCCGAGACAAAGUGGCACCCUGUCGAUUGUUCAAGCUGAGAGAGGUCCUGAACAGCCAGUGAAAAAAGCUAUGGCUGAGGUGAAGCCGCUAGCAACAGAGUCCUCGCUGAGCCCGCAGCCUACUUUGGAACAAGCUCUUCCAAGUCCUCCAAUAACGAGGCGAACCAAGAAGAGUCGUCCAGAGUCAGUCCCGCCACUUAACUUGGACCAACUAUGUCCAAAGUCUCCGCCAGCGAGGCGAUUAAAGUUAAGUCCUCAGGCUCCAGAACCACUGGGAAACGUUCAAGGAGCCGCGAGACAAACUCAGAAGAAUACAAAAGCGAAGCGGUUAGUCCCACCGCUUAACUUGGACCACAUAAGUCCAAAGCUUCCAGUAGCGCGGCGAAUGAAGUUAAGUCCUCAGACUACAAAUGUAGAACCACUGGGGAACGUUCAAGGAGCAGAGAGACAAAACCAGACGAAGGAAAAAGCAAAGCGGUUAGUUCCAUCGCAUAACUUGGAAAACAUUAGUCCAAAGCCUCCGGCAGCGAGGCGAAUGGAGCUAAGUCCUCAGACUACAAAUGUAGAACCACUGGGGAACGUUCAAGGAGCAGAGAGACAAAUCCAGACGAAGGAAAAAGCAAAGCGGUUAGUCCCAUCGCUUAACUUGGAGCACAUAAGUCCAAGUCGUCCGGCAGCGAGGCGAAUGAAGUCAAGUCCUCAGACUACAGAUGUAAAACCACAGGGGAACGUUCAAAGAGCAGCGAGACAAACCCCGACGAAGGCAGAAACAAAGCGGUUAGUUCCACCGCUAAACUUGGAGCACACAAAUCCAAAGCCUCCGGCAGCCAGGCGAAUGAAGUUAAGUUCUCAGGCUACAAAAGUAGAACCACUGGGGAACGUUCAAGGAGCAGCGAGACAAACCCAGACGAAGGCAGAAGGGCUGUUCAGCCCGCAACAAACACCGGAACAUAAGAUUCCAAAGCCUCCGGUGGCGAGGCGAAUGAGGUUAAGUUCUCAAACCACGAGAGAAACAUUGAGGAGCGUUCAAGGGACAAAAAGCCAGACGAAAGUUGAGUCGCUAUUGAGCCCACAAUAUACACCGGAGCAUAAUUUUCCAAGACCUCCUGCAACGAGGCCAUCAAAGGUUAGUCCUCAAGCCACGGAGGGCAAACCACUGAAAAGUGUUCCAGGAACAUUACCGGAAACCCUGACGAAGAGUGAAACAGUGUUGAACCCACAGCAUACCCUGGAUCACAAUCCUCCUAGGCCUGCACCGGCGAGGCCAACCAGGGCUAAUCUAACGGUUACAGAUUCAGAAGAAGUGCCUAGUGUCUCUUCCCGAAAGAAAGAAACACCGCCAAACGAACAACCGAAGCCAGGGACGUAUGCGUUUCUGAACCUUAAGCGGCGAGAGUUCGAAGCGCUGCAACGUCUGGAACGUAUGGCGAAACAAUGCCGAGCAAAUGACCAGCCGGUAGGGAAAGGACGACAACCGCGCGAUCUUCUGACCGUAAAGUCAGCCUUGCCCGGAAUUCAGUCAACAAAAGAGGGGGCAGCAUUGCUCAAGCCUCAUCCGCCAGCGGCAAACUUCACAAAGAAAGGACUGCCGAGCGUUCGACCGACUGUGAAACGACCACGCCCAAAAAUCCGAGCGCCGUUCGACCGACAGUUGACGAACCUUCAACCGGCUGUGAAGCAAGCUCUACCGAGUAUUAGCUCCUCGAACCUACAUACCCUGGUGAAGCAACCACUACCAAGUGUGCAACCCGAUGAGACAUCAAAUUUUCAACCCAUGGUCGAGGAGACCGAGCAAAGCUCUCAAUCUGGGUAUUUGCCGGGUUCAGAACGGCAGUAA